CCUUUGAUUUCUUUCCCAUCUUGGGUUGUUUCCCUCCCACCCCUCUUCUUUCUUUCUUUCUUUUUUUUCUUUUUUUAAAUACAACCUUUCCUUCGUCCACAUUCACCUUACGGAUAAAAAAGGCUGGACUACAUAUAUGGUCAAUGAGAGCAAGAACAUGUACAUACCGGAGGAAACCCUUGAAAACCAUCAAGGCUCCAACUACUCCAGCCCGUCUCUGGCUCCGGUGGCCAGUCUGAAUGAGCAGGAGCAUGGCGGAGGUGGUGGAGGUGGUGGUGGCGGAGGUGGUGGAGGUGGAGGUGGUGUAGUAGGCUUGGCGCCGGAGCACAUCCCCACGCCGGGCGCCGCUCUCAGCUGGCAGGCGGCCAUCGACGCGGCUCGACAAGCCAAGCUGAUGGGCAACGCCGGGGCCCCCAUCUCCACGGCCAGCUCCACCCAGCGCAAGCGGCAGCACUACAGCAAGCCCAAGAAGCAGGCCACGACGGCGGCCACGCGGCCCCCGCGAGCCCUGCUCUGCCUCACCCUCAAAAACCCCAUCCGCAGAGCCUGCAUCAGUAUUGUGGAGUGGAAACCCUUUGAAAUCAUCAUUUUGAUGACUAUUUUUGCUAACUGCGUGGCCUUAGCUGUCUACAUCCCCUUCCCAGAGGACGACUCCAACGCCACCAACUCCAACCUGGAGCGAGUGGAGUAUCUCUUCCUCAUCAUCUUCACAGUGGAGGCGUUUCUGAAGGUGAUUGCGUACGGGCUGCUGUGCCACCCAAACGCGUACCUGAGGAACGGCUGGAACCUGCUGGACUUCAUCAUUGUGGUUGUAGGGUUGUUCAGCGCUAUAUUAGAGCAGGCCACUAAAGGGGAUGGAGGGACGCCGAUUGGAGGGAAGGCGGCAGGGUUUGAUGUGAAGGCCCUGCGAGCGUUCAGAGUGCUCAGACCUUUACGAUUGGUGUCUGGAGUGCCCAGUUUACAGGUAGUGUUGAACUCUAUAAUUAAAGCCAUGGUUCCCCUGCUGCACAUCGCCCUGCUCGUACUCUUCGUCAUCAUCAUCUACGCCAUCAUCGGCCUAGAGCUCUUCAUGGGGAAGAUGCACCGCACAUGCUAUUUCUUCAGAGAUGGAGUAAAAGGUGCUAUAGCUGAGGAGAAGCCUGCACCCUGCGCCCAGAACUCUGCCCAUGGGCGCCACUGCACCCCGCCCAACAUCACCAAGUGCGAUCUGGGAUGGGAGGGCCCGAAUGAUGGCAUCACGAACUUUGAUAACUUUGCAUUUGCCAUGCUGACAGUGUUUCAGUGCAUCACCAUGGAGGGCUGGACUGAUGUUCUGUACUGGGUGAAUGAUGCAGUAGGGAACUCCUGGCCAUGGAUUUAUUUUGUUACACUAAUCAUCAUUGGCUCAUUUUUUGUUCUUAACUUGGUUCUGGGGGUCCUGAGCGGAGAGUUCUCUAAAGAGCGUGAGAAAGCGAAGGCGCGUGGAGAUUUCCAGAAGCUACGUGAAAAGCAGCAGCUUGAGGAGGAUCUGAAGGGCUACCUGGACUGGAUCACACAAGCAGAGGACAUUGACCCAGAGAACGACGAUGAGGGAUUGGACGAUGACAAACCCAGAAACCUGAGUAUUCCAGCGAGUGAGAAUGAGUCGGUGAAUACUGAUAACGCUCCAGCUGGAGACAUGGAGGGAGAAACCUGCUGCACUCGCCUAGCAAAUAGGAUCUCCAAAUCCAAGUUCAGCCGAUAUUCACGCCGCUGGAAUCGUCUGUGCCGGCGUAAGUGUCGGGCUGCUGUGAAAUCAAACGUGUUUUACUGGCUGGUGAUUUUUUUAGUGUUCCUGAACACUCUCACCAUCGCCUCGGAGCACCAUCAGCAGCCGCAGUGGCUCACAGAUGUACAAGAUAUCGCCAACAAGGUCCUCCUGGCCCUCUUUACCGGCGAGAUGCUUCUGAAGAUGUACAGUUUGGGCCUACAGGCGUAUUUUGUCUCUCUCUUUAACCGCUUUGAUGGUUUUGUGGUGUGCGGUGGGAUCCUGGAGACGAUCCUGGUGGAGACAAAGAUCAUGUCACCUCUUGGCAUCUCAGUGCUGCGCUGCGUGCGCCUGCUGCGCAUCUUCAAAAUCACCAGGUACUGGAACUCUCUCAGCAACCUGGUGGCAUCUUUGCUGAACUCCGUGCGCUCCAUCGCCUCCCUGCUGCUGCUGCUCUUCCUCUUCAUCAUCAUCUUCAGUCUGCUGGGCAUGCAACUGUUUGGCGGGAAGUUCAACUUCGACGAGACACGUCGUAGCACCUUUGACAACUUCCCCCAGUCUUUACUCACAGUCUUUCAGAUUCUGACUGGAGAGGACUGGAACUCAGUGAUGUAUGAUGGGAUUAUGGCGUAUGGUGGGCCGUCAUUUCCUGGCAUGCUUGUGUGCAUCUACUUCAUCAUUCUCUUCAUUUGUGGAAAUUACAUCCUCCUCAAUGUGUUCUUGGCCAUCGCUGUGGACAACCUGGCAGAUGCGGAGAGCCUGACAUCAGCUCAGAAAGAGGAAGAGGAAGAGAAGGAGAGGAGGAAACUGGCCAGAAUGGCCAGUCCGGAGAAGCGGCAAGACAAUGAGAAACCUCCAAUAGAGGAAGAGAAAAGAGAAGAGAAGAUUGAGCUGAAAUCAAUCACUUCAGACGGAGAAACACCAACCACCACCAAGAUCAAUAUCGAUGACUACACAGGUGAUGAGAAUGAGGAGAAGAAUCCAUAUCCAGUGAACGAUUUCCCAGGAGAGGAGGAUGACGAAGAGCCAGAGAUGCCGGUGGGUCCGAGACCACGCCCACUUUCUGACAUCCAGCUGAAGGAGAAAGCUGUUCCCAUGCCAGAGGCCAGAGCCUUCUUCAUCUUCAGCCAUACCAACAAGUUUCGGGUUUUGUGUCAUAAGAUCGUCAACCACAACAUCUUCACCAACCUCAUCCUCUUCUUCAUCCUGCUGAGCAGCGUCUCUCUGGCUGCGGAGGACCCGGUGAAGAGCGACUCAUUCAGAAACCAGAUUCUCGGCUAUGCAGAUCACGUGUUUACAGGUCUCUUCACCAUAGAGAUCAUAUUAAAGAUGACAGCGUAUGGCGCGUUCCUACAUAAGGGUUCCUUCUGUCGUAACUACUUUAACAUUCUGGAUCUGGUGGUGGUCAGUGUCUCUCUCAUCUCCUCAGGGAUUCAGUCGAGUGCCAUUAACGUAGUGAAGAUUUUGCGAGUUCUCAGAGUCCUCAGACCCCUGAGGGCCAUCAACAGAGCCAAGGGCCUCAAACAUGUAGUCCAGUGUGUGUUCGUGGCCAUCCGCACUAUCGGGAACAUCGUCAUCGUCACCACGCUGCUGCAGUUCAUGUUUGCUUGUAUUGGAGUGCAGCUCUUUAAGGGCAAGUUCUACUACUGCACAGACUCUUCCAAACAGACGCAGGCAGAAUGCAGGGGGACUUAUAUUCUGUAUAAGGAUGGAAAUGUUGGGAAGCCGGAGAGAGCUCAGCGCACGUGGGAGAACAGUGACUUCAACUUUGACGAUGUUCUGCAAGGAAUGAUGGCCUUGUUUGCUGUGUCCACUUUUGAGGGAUGGCCAGGGCUGCUGUACAGAGCCAUUGACUCCCACGCUGAAGAUGUUGGCCCCAUCUACAACUACCGUGUAGUCAUCUCCAUCUUCUUCAUCAUCUACAUCAUCAUCAUCGCCUUCUUCAUGAUGAACAUCUUCGUAGGUUUCGUCAUCGUCACCUUCCAGGAGCAAGGAGAGCAGGAGUACAAGAACUGCGAGCUGGACAAGAACCAGCGGCAGUGUGUCGAGUACGCUCUGAAGGCGCGGCCGCUGCGCAGGUACAUUCCUAAAAACCCGUAUCAGUAUAAGGUUUGGUACGUGGUCAACUCCACCUACUUUGAAUACCUGAUGUUCACGCUAAUCCUACUCAACACCAUCUGCUUGGCAAUGCAGCACCACGGUCAGUCUGCGUCCUUCAACAUCGCCAUGAACAUCCUCAACAUGCUUUUCACCGGUCUUUUCACUGUGGAGAUGAUCCUCAAACUCAUUGCCUUCAAGCCCAGGGGUUACUUUAGUGACCCCUGGAAUGUUUUUGACUUCCUCAUCGUAAUUGGCAGCAUUAUAGACGUCAUUCUGAGUGAAAUAAACCAUUAUUUUGUCGAUGCAUGGAAUACAUUUGACGCUCUCAUAGUAGUGGGUAGCGUUGUUGACAUAGCUAUCACAGAGGUUAACCCAGCUGACCCGUCCGCCUCCACCCCCUCGUCUGUGGUAAGACCAAUGCAAAGAGAAAACCAGAACCCGGAAGAUAACGCCAGAAUCUCCAUCACCUUCUUCCGGCUCUUUCGAGUGAUGAGACUGGUCAAGCUGCUAUCUCGCGGAGAAGGAAUCCGGACGUUGUUGUGGACCUUCAUCAAAUCCUUCCAAGCUCUUCCAUAUGUAGCACUGCUCAUUGUGAUGCUCUUCUUCAUCUACGCUGUUAUCGGAAUGCAGGUGUUUGGUAAGAUAGCACUGAGGGACAACAGCCAGAUCAACCGAAACAACAACUUUCAGACCUUCCCACAAGCUGUGCUACUGCUCUUCAGGUGUGCAACAGGUGAGGCAUGGCAGGAGAUCAUGCUGGCCUGCUCCCCUAACCGGCCAUGUGAGAAGGGCUCUGAAGAGGGUCCUACCAGUGAAGACUGUGGCAGCCACUUUGCCAUUAUCUACUUUGUCAGUUUCUACAUGCUCUGUGCCUUUCUGAUUAUCAACCUGUUUGUGGCUGUCAUCAUGGACAACUUUGACUAUCUGACACGUGAUUGGUCGAUCCUGGGGCCGCAUCAUCUGGAUGAGUUCAAGAGGAUAUGGGCAGAGUAUGACCCUGAGGCCAAGGGAAGGAUUAAGCAUCUGGAUGUGGUGACAUUACUGAGGAGGAUUCAGCCGCCUCUGGGCUUUGGCAAACUCUGUCCCCACAGAGUGGCCUGCAAGCGCCUGGUGUCCAUGAACAUGCCUCUGAACAGCGACGGCACAGUGAUGUUCAACGCUACUCUGUUUGCCCUGGUGCGCACAGCCCUACGCAUUAAAACUGAAGGUAACCUGGAGCAGGCAAAUGAAGAACUGAGGGCCAUAGUGAAGAAAAUCUGGAAGAGAACUAGUAUGAAGUUGCUGGACCAGGUUGUGCCCCCAGCUGGAGAUGACGAGGUGACAGUGGGGAAGUUCUAUGCCACGUUCCUCAUCCAGGAAUACUUCAGGAAGUUCAAGAAGCGGAAGGAGCAGGGCCUGGUGGCUAAAGUGCCCCCAAAGUCAGCUCUCUCUCUGCAGGCUGGCCUGCGUACGCUGCAUGACAUGGGUCCAGAGAUCAGGAGGGCCAUAUCCGGUGACCUGACCGUGGAGGAGGAGCUGGAGAAGGCCAUGAAGGAGACGGUGUGUGCCGCAUCUGAGGAUGAUAUCUUCAGGCGAUCAGGCGGCCUCUUCGGAAACCACGUGAACUAUUACCAUCAGAGUGAUGGCCGCGCCUCCUUCCCGCAGUCCUUCACCACUCAGCGACCGCUGCACAUCAGCAAGUCAGGCAGCCCUGGAGAGGGAGAGUCGCCAUCGCAUGAGAAACUGGUGGACUCCACCUUCACCCCAAGCAGCUACUCUUCCUCAGGUUCCAAUGCCAACAUCAACAACGCCAACAACACCGCCAUCGGACACUGCUACCCCAGCCCCUCCAUCAGCACUGUGGACGGCCACACCAGACCACUGCUUGCACCUGUACUACUGCCUCACUCCUCAUGGUGCUUCCCUAACAAGAGCUCGGACUCAAGUGACAGCUGCCUCCCCAUAAUCCGUCGGGAGGAGGUGUCCAGAGAUGAAACAUAUGACGAGAUGUUCACAGAGAGAGAGUGCCAUCGUGAUCAGAACAUGCUGUCCACUGAAAUGUUGGCGUUACAGGAUGAAGAGUGUAAGCAGCUAGCUGAGAUGGAGGAAGGAGAUGUGGGUGAGGACAGAAGACCGUGGCAGUCUCCCCGACGAGCCUUUCUUUGUCCUACUGCACUGGGCAGACGAUCUUCCUUUCAUCUAGAAUGUCUACGGAGACAAACCAGAGCUGAUUCUUCUCAGAAGACAGCAGUACCCCUGCACCUAGUCCACCACCAGGCACUGGCAGUAGCAGGGCUGAGCCCCUUGCUGAGAAGGAGUCAUUCUCCAACUCUGUUCACUCGUCUGUGUUCCACGCCUCCUGCCAGUCCCUGCACCCAAGGGCCAGGUGGGCUGUGCGAUCAGCCUGUACCCUCACUGAGGCUGGAAGGAACUGGUUCCUGCGAGAAGCUCAACAGCAGUCUACCGUCAGUCAACUGUGGCACAUGCCGCAGCGACAGCAAUGGAAACGACACCAGGGGCUCUCGGAGAGCGCUGCGUCCCGUCUCUCUAACAGUGCCGUCUGUAACAUGCAAAGAGACGGGCUUACUCUCGCACGGCAGCGCUGGCAGUCUUGUGGAAGCGGUGUUGAUAUCUGAGGGGCUGGGUUGCUAUGCACAGGAUCCCUCCUUCAUUGCAGUGGCCAAGCAGGAGCUUGCUGAUGCAUGCGAGAUGACAAUGGAGGAGAUGGAGAACGCGGCAGAUAAUAUACUUAAUGCCAACGGACCUCCCAGCCCUAACGGCAACCUUCUGCCCUAUAUGCACUGCAGGGAUGCUGGGACCCAGGAACCACUGCGGAGCAACAGCCAGGGGCUGUCCAGAGCUGGGGAAACGGAGGAGCUGCUAAGAAGUGGCCUGGAGGACAACGAGAAUGGGGCAGGGGGGCUGCGGGCAGCUGGGGGGAGUCAAAGGAACAGCGGGCUGAUGGAGGACGAGGACAUGGAGUGUGUGACCAGCUUGUAGGGACGACAUCAGCACCGAGGACUUCCUCCGUCUCGCCCCACUCUCGUCCCCCGAUUGGUCCCCCGGCUCUGUGUGGGGACACUGGCGGCCUCUAGUCAGAACGGUCUCUUUCAAACCUGUAUUUAUUGUAGGAGUAUAAUGCAAUUUGACUUAGCCGAAACUGAUUUUGUUUUGUUUUUCUUUUCUUUUUCUUUUUUUUUUUUUAAAGGUGUGAAUGGCUGUGAGCAAAUGUGAUGCGCGUGUGCGUGCGAGUGAGUCCGUGGGCGUACGAAUGCGAGAGUGACAGGGAGAGAAAGUAUCUAAAGUGCCUCACAGUUCUUAGAACUUUGACUGAGAGAUUGAAGUAAAGAUGCAAAGACAAAAAAAGACUUCGACACAGAAAACAAAACAAAACAGACAAAAAAAAAAAAGUAGAACUCUACUUCGUCACACGUCAUUUCUCGUCGCUUCAUCGUUAAGGCGUCAUCAGCAGCGAAAGGCCGCCUGUGAGGGCUCAGUGGGGACCACGCUGGUCUGUCUCCAGCCGAGAAGACGUCGCGGAGCGGAAGCGGCUUCCUGCUCCUCUUCUUGCUCGCGUUCUCCGACGUGCAGAGCAGUUCGCUGGCAGGCUCUAGUCAGUAUCCUCCAACAGGCCGCGGUGUGGUUGGAAAGGGGGUGUUUGUGGGAGCGCUGGGAGGAGGAGCGUACAACAGAGAGACUUUAAAGUGCAGGAGCUAAUGCUCUCCUCUCUUCUUCCUCUGUUUAACUGACCACCAGGAGGAGGCCUGCAUCCCAGCCCGCCAUAUACCUCGACUUGUCCAUCGUUUCACUUUACUACUUUGCUCCUUUUAAUGAUUUGGCAUUGCUUUCUGAUUUCUUUUGUGACUCGUUUUCAUUUUGUAGGCCAGUUUGGUGUGUUUCUGAGAGCAGGAGGAGUUAAUCCGCAGCUCUACUGCUGUCUCUCUUGCUCAGUGGCUGUGAAAGGUUCAGGCCAUAACAGUCGUGUCCACGCAUGCUGUAUUUGGUAACGUUCAGUAUUUUCAGCAUUAAAGAUCAAUUUUUUUUCUCCUAGGCCAGCCUUUGAAUUUUUGUAAUGUAAUUUAUCCUGAUUUUAAAAAAGAGAGGGUACCUGCCUGUACUCUCAGCCACUCUAGCGCCCCCUGUUUUUUUUUUCUUAAGGGGAUUAAGAUGUUUAAUAAUCCUGCCUGAGGCUAACGCAUAGCAUCGUGGAGCGUCUCCGCCGGGAUGCACCUCUGACAAUUGUAUUUAUUUAUUUAUUUCUCCCAGAGAGGAUGUGUGCUCAGUUGGGGAUGCUCUCUGUCGUUGCGUUCAGGUAAAUCUUAAGGUAGCAGAAGUGUGCCGACGGCGCGACGGCCCGCUUAGUCAAAGGGUAUCGAAGGCAGACAUGCUUCCAAGGCUUGUUCUUUAUUGCUGCUCUUGUGCUGGUUGACUUUGACUGACGGUCUGAAGAGUAAAACUACUGAAGUAGCCGGAUGGCUCAAACUGCCAAAAUGCUUUUAUUUGACUUUUCACAGUCGAACUGUUAUCACAGUUAAUAUAGACCACUUCAAGAUCCUCUCCCGAAACCAGGGAGAAUACUGCUAAACUAAUCAUGACAUUAAAGGUGCACUUUGGGGAGAGAUAGGAGAGAGGAAAAAAAAAAAAACGUUUAUUUAUUCAGGGACAUCUGGGUAGCCUAUCAUUUAAGACACUCUUUCUAAUGUAGUUUACACAGGGCUAAAUAUAUCAUCAUUAAAGUCACUAUUAGAUUACAUUAUUAUUAUUAUUAUUAUUAUUGUUAUUAUUAUUAUUGUUAUUAUUAUUAUUAUUAUGAUUAUUAUUGUUGUUGUUGCUGUUGUCGGAAAUAUUUUUGCUUGGUUUAGCAGUGUAUGCAUGCAUUCAUACAAUCACACAGACACAUACUCAGAGAGGAAGAUUUAGCGAACUAUUAUGCAAAUAAGGUGUUCUAGGUUAUAUUAUUACGUGACCAUAAUGUGCGGUAAGGAGUGUGGGCUGUUCUCCCAUCAUGUAUAGUGCCAGAAUGACACACGCGCUUAUGAAGAAUUUUCAAUUUGAUGACGUAUGAACUGAUAUAGCAUACUUAGUUGAUUCUUUAUUAAUCCAUACAAAACGAAGGGGGUAAAGAAAUGUCACUGCUUUGCACACUGGGUAUCGGUAACUUAUAGCUUUUGAUAAGUGAGUAAGUGUUUUGUUUUUUUUUGUUUUUUUCCUAUUUUUCUUCCCAGAUUGAAACUUAGCUGAGAUGUUUGUUGCAAUACUGCGUGUGUGCUUCAUUCCAGGCUUCUCAAACGGAUUCUCAAUCGAACAUUUAGGCUGUGUUGGAAGUAGCCUACUAUGUACUGCUCACGCACUGACUGUGCACAAAAGUUUUGAGUAGAAGGCAGAAUGUGGCCAACAGGAAUUGCCCCAGUACGUCAGGGAAACCUGGAUUACGUACCGGAUUAAUAUUCUAGCAAGUGGGCAGAGAGGUGGUCAUUUCAGGAGGACGUAACCAGUGACGUUACCACCUGGUUUGCCCCGAACAGUGGGGCAGGUCUUGAGAUGGGUCUGAUUGGCUCGGCCCUUUUUAUUAUAAUAUUUGAAGUCAAUAUUAACGGGCAAUCUGUGUGUCAGAUCGAGGGGCCAAACAAGUUAGUGAUAUUAUCUAUAAUUUAAUUUUCAAUAAAACCUCAGUCUUAGUCAUCUUUUCAAUAGACUAAUUACCAAAAGUUGUAUUAUGUUUGUUAUUCAAACAACAGAAUAAGGGCCUGUCCCAUUUCUUAUUUUUACCUCUACCCCUUGUUUUUGCAUGUCACCUCGCCCCUUGGAACUGAGUUACAGGGUAGUGGUCUAAAUCUACCUUGCCAGUCUUCAGUGACAGCAGAGGAGGGUAAAGUUCAGCUCCUCACUGCUGGGC
This is a messenger RNA of Colossoma macropomum (tambaqui), 9701 nucleotides long. It is a transcript of the gene cacna1c, whose product is annotated as calcium channel, voltage-dependent, L type, alpha 1C subunit. Gene Ontology annotation, molecular function: high voltage-gated calcium channel activity. Bases 137 to 6805 code for a protein of 2222 amino acids. Gene Ontology annotation, cellular component: voltage-gated calcium channel complex; membrane. NCBI's taxonomy places the organism in Eukaryota, Metazoa, Chordata, Actinopteri, Characiformes, Serrasalmidae. The transcript is spliced from 48 exons. The record is from RefSeq and is a predicted model, not a curated record. Gene Ontology annotation, biological process: calcium ion import across plasma membrane.